AUGGAAGAAAAGUUAAAUGAAAUGGAACAAGCUGGUAUCAUCACAAGGACAUCAACGCCUUACAGUAGUCCAUUGACAUUCACUCUUAAAAAAGAUGGCUCAAUUAGAGUUCUACUUGAUGCCAGAAGCAUAAAUAAGAAAAUGGUUGCAGAAACAGAGAAACCACCUAUACAAUUAGAUGUUUUGAAUUCAUUUCACGGAGCGAAUUAUAUCACUACCAUUGACUUAAAUAAUGCAUAUUUUCAAAUUCCGAUAAAUAAAGAUGGUAGAAAAUAUACUGGAUUCACAUUCAAUGGAAGGUCACAUGUAUAUAAUGUUCUGUCGCAAGGAUUAAAAACAUCAGUAGGAAGCUUUAGCAGAGCUAUGAAUUUAAUAUUAGGACUAGAAGUCCAAGAAUUUUGUGUGAACUAUUUAGAUGAUCUAGCCAUUAUUACAACAGGAACGUUAGAUAAACAUUUGGAGCAUAUUGAUAUUGUUUUAAGUAAAUUGAACAAAGCUGGCUUAACGAGCAACUUGCAGAAAUGUGAAUUUAUUUGUAAAGAAAUUAAAUUAAGUUUUAUAAUUUCAACAGAAGGCAUAAAGACAGAUCCCGAUAAGAUUCGAGCGAUCCAAGAGUUUCCAGCACCUAAAAAGAUUAAACAAUUAAGGGCCUUUUUAGGUCUAUGCAAUUUUUAUAGAAGGUUUAUACCAAAUUACAGCGAGAGCAUAAUACCGCUCUGUGAAUUACUUAAAAAGGGACGUAAGUUCCAAUGGAGCGGUAAAGAACAGAAGGCAUUUGAUUUUAUAAAACAACAAUUUAUUAAUACAAUACAAUUGCAUCAUCCAGACUUUAAUAAGCCGUAUUAUUUACAAACAGAUUGCUCCGGUGUGGGUAUGGCCGGAGUACUAUAUCAGAUAGAUGAUAAUAAUGAAAUGAGAAUUUAA
This is a messenger RNA of Parnassius mnemosyne (clouded apollo), 924 nucleotides long. Lineage: Eukaryota; Metazoa; Arthropoda; Insecta; Lepidoptera; Papilionidae. The record is from the annotation of a GenBank genome assembly.